ACUCGGCCUAUCUCUAUCUCUAGCUCUCUACGGGAAGAAACCUCAGAACCUCCCGAUAGCCGCUCGGAGCAUCACAGCUCUCUUGUUCUCUCACUCUUCCCUAUUCAAUAUACUUUGGCAAAAUCACAGUGUUCUAGAAAACGAGCUAUGGAUGUACUCAAUGCCGCUAAUGAUCUUUUACCCUUACUACCAGAAGUACAAGAUGCCUUGAGUGAAGAUUUUGACGGUGUCGAAUGUAGUAUGGGAGCUGGUGUCGUUUUGGAACAGGCACCCUUCAGAAUGGCUUUUCCUCAUAUGGGAAGACAGGUAACCUUCGUGCCGGAUACAUCAUGCCUCGAGGAGUUUGACGGUGCAAAACUGCAUCGAAUAAACCUUGGACCAAAAAGCGCAGUGUUCACAGACGGCGAACCGGGAUGUUGUAUGGAAUUGAUUCUGGGCGCCGGAAAAGAUUGGAAAACGCCCCUUGUCAAGUUGUUCUCCAGAGUUUAUCCUAACAAAUGGGCAUUUUUCAUCACUGAACUUGAAUCGGGCCAAGCAACAUACCAUAUUCUUUCGUCAUCGCAUGGAAUGCUGAGCUCAGCAAGACGUGAAGAUACACCAGACUCAACUGAACAAUCAUCUAUGGUCAGUUCACCAACAGCUUCUGUAUCGGAUGCAACCAAUUAUUCAUUAUGGAUUGUACCGGUUACCAAAGUUUUUGCCAUUCCGGCACCGAAAAAAGUGAAAGUUGUCCGAAAAGUGAUCAAAAAGAGAACGCCUGUAGAUGGGAGUACAAAUGGAACAAAUGGAACUUCAGUUGUAAAUGGAAAUGGUACGAUGAAUGGACAUGUAUCACCUGAAGAUGGAGAGAGAAAGGUCCGUCUUGUCAAGAAGAAGCCACCAACUGAGAAGCUCGAAUCAAGUACAGAACGCGAAAUUUCACCGUUGAAUGACUUACCGAAACCUGAGUUUUCAACAAUUGCUUCGUCUGAAUCUAUGAAAACUGUAAUAAAUGGAAAGUCAGAAAGAGAAGAAGCUGGUCCAUCGAAUGAUAGUUCUGAUGGAGGAAGUGCUUCAGAACUCAGAAAGAAAUUGACUGAAAAGAUUAUGGAGCAGAAGUUCAUGGUCAAUGGAGAGCAACGAGCACUUAACGGCAAUGCAUCAUCUCGCGGACUUGGUCGUUCGAUCAGUCGUAGCAGUAUGACUCCAGACAGACGGCUUGAUCCGAUUCUUGAAGAUGGUUCCAAACAGAGACAAGCGAUUGCUUCAGCAAUUUCAGUUAAUCGACCGUCUAUUACUAGAAAUUCAGCAACUCCGCCAAUGACUCCGAAAGUCCUAGUCUCUCAUCCAUCCAAACCAAACAUUCCUGUAAUGGUCCUCCAGUUGGUACUCACCAAAUGCUUAAACUAUGAACAUCUCGGACGUCUCCGUGAAGUACAUCCACAUUGGGAUGAAAUUGCUGGACAACUUCUCAAUUCUGGUUACUAUAAGUUAUUGGAAAGGUCCGAUAAACUGCUGAUGACACUUCAAAGAAAAGUUGUCAGUGAUCCAGGUCUUCAUUACGCUACAAGUGUACUCACUAAUAUUCAAAUGCAUAUUUUGAAUCCAGUUGAUAUCAUGAGAGCGGUUCUUGAUGAAGGUGUCUGUUGUUUCCCUUAUGGAGUGAUUUUGGAUAAAACGUUUAUUUUAUUGGACAAAGUUGAAGCGAUGCUCCAUGGUUCCUAUGAGGAAGAUGUUCACUGGGAGCCUGUAGCUAAACUUGCCAAAAAAGCAGCUUCUCAUUACCGUGGAAACCUUGAACGUGUUAUGGAAGAAAGAAUGGGUGAAAAUCUUCGUCUGAAAGCUGCUCAAAGAAUCAUUCGCCUAGAAUCAUUUGUUGUAGAUGCGCAAGUUGCCAAAUUGGAAAAGGAAUCUAAUAAGGCAAAAGAAGACGUUCGUUGGGAAAUCGAUCAGCUUCAUCAAAAGAAUUCUCAACUUCGAAAAGAUAAUCGUGAAAUGAAAGCCAAUCAAAUGCGUUUGGAGGCUCGUGUCGAAGCUCUCGAGCAAAAAUUCAAGACUUUGGCAAGACUGCUCAGCUGAAAAACAAUGAAUGCUCGCUUCCACGGGUUUAAAAUUCAAUUCUUUCUUUUUUGUGUUUUAACUUAUUUUCUAUUUCUUUAUUAUUUUUAAUCAAAGUAAAAUCAAUUUAGUCAUUCUUUAUACUCAUUUCUUUACCAUUGUGAAAACGAUAAAUUUUUGUCAGUUGGAUAUUAAUUGUUAUUGAAAUAAAUAUGUUUUAUGUACCUCAGCUUGAUCACUAAUAAAAGUUUUCGAAUUUU
Molecule: messenger RNA, 2297 nt
Organism: Caenorhabditis elegans
Lineage: Eukaryota; Metazoa; Nematoda; Chromadorea; Rhabditida; Rhabditidae
Gene: ZC247.2
Product: DUF4704 domain-containing protein
Exons: 12
Coding region: 148-2058 (636 amino acids)
Source: RefSeq, marked reviewed